AUGAACGGUUCAAAAAGACAGAAGGUGGCCAACGGUGCGCCUGCUCGGCGCGAACCAGCAGAGGCCACUGCUUCUCAGACCUCCCCCGAUCCUCACACCGAAGAAGAAUCUGUGACUCUCGAUGUUGCGUCCACGGCGGAUGCUGCAGAGGCAGAAGAGCCCAAGACGUUUAAAGAAUUGGGCAUUGUAGAUUCGUUAUGCGAAGCCUGCGAAUCUCUCAACUACAAAAACCCCACGUCCAUCCAAGCAAAAUCCAUCCCCGUCGCCCUCCAAGGCCGAGACGUCAUUGGCCUCGCCGAAACCGGUAGCGGAAAGACCGCUGCUUUCGCUCUUCCGAUAUUACAGGCGCUGCUCGAGAAGCCUCAGCCCUUUUUUGGCCUCGUCCUUGCGCCGACCCGAGAACUUGCCGCUCAGAUCGGACAGUCCUUUGAAGCUCUGGGAGCCCUCAUCUCGCUGCGAUGUGCCGUCAUUGUCGGAGGUCUGGACAUGGUUCCCCAGGCUAUUGCACUUGGAAAGAAACCUCAUAUCAUUGUUGCGACACCUGGUAGACUGGUGGACCACCUGGAAAAGACAAAGGGCUUCUCUCUGCGAUCCCUCAAGUACCUGGUCAUGGACGAGGCCGAUCGACUGCUAGACAUGGACUUUGGGCCCAGUAUCGACAAGAUUCUCAAGUUCAUCCCCCGUGAGCGCCGCACCUACCUUUUCUCAGCCACCAUGAGUUCCAAGGUCGAGAGUCUCCAGAGAGCCAGUUUGCGAGAUCCCGCUCGCGUCAGCGUCAGCUCAAGCAAGUACCAGACUGUCUCGACUCUACUCCAGCACUACAUCUUCAUACCCCAUAAGCGGAAAGAUACAUAUCUCAUUUACCUUGUCAACGAAUUUGCCGGAAAGUCCAUGAUUAUCUUCACUCGCACAGUCUUUGAGGCCCAGAGGGUAGCCAUCCUACUACGAACACUUGGCUUCGGCGCCAUCCCGCUCCAUGGACAGCUCUCACAAUCCGCUCGUCUUGGUGCUCUGAACAAAUUCAAGGGCGGAUCCCGCGAGAUCCUCGUAGCCACUGAUGUCGCUGCCCGUGGUUUGGAUAUCCCCGCCGUCGACGUCGUGCUCAACCAUGACCUGCCCCAGGACUCAAAGACUUAUAUCCAUCGCGUUGGUCGAACAGCUCGUGCCGGUAAAUCCGGUAUCGCCAUUAGUAUUGCCACACAGUAUGAUCUUGAGAUUUACCAGCGCAUUGAGGCGGCGCUGGGCAAGGAACUGGACCAAUACCCAACCGAGAGGGAGGAAGUCAUGGCUUUCCAGAGCAGAGUUGACGAGGCUCUGAGAACAGUCCGCGGAGAGAUGAAGGCCUUCCUGGAGAACAAGGGCAAGGGCAAGGGCAAGGACAGGGGCAAAACUGCCGGGCCCAAGAGGAGAAGAGAUAACAUGGACCAGGAGGAGGGCUAA
Messenger RNA from Trichoderma gamsii, 1440 nucleotides. Its product is annotated as ATP-dependent rRNA helicase RRP3. The transcript is spliced from 2 exons. The record is from RefSeq and is a predicted model, not a curated record. Lineage: Eukaryota; Fungi; Ascomycota; Sordariomycetes; Hypocreales; Hypocreaceae. The coding region runs from base 1 to 1440 and encodes 479 amino acids. Gene Ontology annotation, molecular function: ATP binding; nucleic acid binding; RNA helicase activity.